UCCCACAAUUCUACCGCUCUCUGCACUAGCCACUCCCCCUCACUCUCACUUACUCCAGCAUAGAAACAAAAAAGCCCAUUUCGCUGACAAACUCCGUGUUCAUGGAAAUUACGAUGUCUCACGUAAACAACGGACCGUUUCAAGAUUGUUCAUGUUGGAUAAACAUGCUGAGUCCGACACACAUGCACCCAUGUUGGUAAGCAGGCUGUUAAAGUCACGUAACGUUGCAUAGGCUACUCAUCAACAACCGCGGUUGCCUUGCGCUUCAUAGCACUGGCAUGGCCAUGGCAUAGACGGGCCAUGCAUGCGGUUAGCUUUAGGCUAUCAUUUCCCAACAACAGCAAAAACGCACGGACCUCCAGAGGGAUAAUAUGGUCCUUGAGUCACAACUCUCAGCUUUACAGGAAAAUUGUGGCUGGGAGCCGUUCAAUGGGAAGUUAUACCUCUUCUCUACUGAUGAGAAGAACUGGACUGACAGUAGAGAUGCCUGUGUGACUAUGGGAGGACACCUGGUCAUCAUAGAGAGUGAAGAUGAGAGGAUUUUCCUGCAGGGUCAUGUUAAUGUGGAUGACAUCAGUUACUGGAUCGGUCUGACUGACUCAGUUGAAGAAGAUAACUGGUCUUGGGUGGACAAUACAGCUUUCAACUCUCACUCAGAUUUCUGGUAUGACAAAGAACCUGACAACUGGAUAGAAGAUGGAAAGCAUCCUGAAGGAGAAGACUGUGCUCACAUGAAAGAUGGUCAUAAUGGAAGGUUUAUGGAUGCCUUUUGUUUCCAUAAUAAAAAAAGAAUAUGUGAGAGUAAAGCUCAUAGCUCGCAGUGCUCACAUGGGGGGUGAGAGAAAGCAGGUGUCUCUUCAUACAGUAAAAAUAAAUGUGGUUUAUGAGAUUUUAAGUUAAAGUUUUUAGAUUUUGGAUCAGAUUUUGCUAAGUAGUGUUACGCUAAAGUCAAAGUUUGAAACUGAGCAUUUAUGAGUAGACAAUAUUGAACUGCUUGUGAUACCCUUGAUGUUGAGUGGUGAAAUUAAAAUAAUAUAGUCUAAUGACAGCCAAAAACCUGAUAAACUAAAUGUACUGCACAUUCUACCUGCCUCUAUUUCAGUCUUGUUGCCGUCUUUUCUUUGUCUU
Molecule: messenger RNA, 1128 nt
Organism: Sardina pilchardus (European sardine)
Lineage: Eukaryota; Metazoa; Chordata; Actinopteri; Clupeiformes; Clupeidae
Product: C-type lectin domain family 6 member A-like
Exons: 5
Coding region: 372-839 (155 amino acids)
Molecular function (GO): signaling receptor activity
Source: RefSeq, a predicted model, not a curated record